Carassius auratus (goldfish) is the source of this 3747-nucleotide messenger RNA. RefSeq names its product bone morphogenetic protein 7-like. Gene Ontology annotation, biological process: BMP signaling pathway. Bases 678 to 1922 code for a protein of 414 amino acids. The record is from RefSeq and is a predicted model, not a curated record. Gene Ontology annotation, cellular component: extracellular region. The transcript has 7 exons. Gene Ontology annotation, molecular function: cytokine activity; growth factor activity. NCBI's taxonomy places the organism in Eukaryota, Metazoa, Chordata, Actinopteri, Cypriniformes, Cyprinidae.
UCUGAGACAGAUGCUGUCCGCUCUGCAAACACAUUCUGUAGGGAUCAGUCUGAGGUCACAUCGAAGAACUGAACGGAGAAGCUAUAUAGCUCGCAAGGAUAUCAUUUCUUGGAAAAUUGACGGAUAACUUUUUUUCUUUAUUCAUUGUUGUGAAUUAUAGGCUACACUAAACUUAGCAGUAACUUUUGAUGGGACACAGAGAAGAUUCAAGCUGUUUUCUGUCCGGAACGAAUCAUCACGCAAAAGAAUUGAUGGAGAUUCUGCGAAUUGAAAAACCUGGACGACAACUGCAUUUGUUUUGCACAGGAUAAUAUUAUUUUGCAGAGGCAGCUUACAGUUACAACCCAAAGGGUCUUUACAACCUGAUGCCAUAUAACCUUUUCAAUAACAUUUUUAUUCUACAGUUCUUCAGAAAACCAUAUGCCCUAGUGCUUUUAUGAAGCACCCAGAAACCAGCACCAACAUAUUUAGAUAAUGUAAUCAUGAGCUUUCAGGGAACCAUGUAGGAAUGUCUUUAAAUAAUAAGGUUCUUCACUGAACCUAAGAGCCACUGAAGAACCUAGCUGUAAGAUCCUAUGGUGUGAAGCAGAAGAGAAGAGGUAAAAACACUGGCUUCCAAGUGAUUUUAUAUUUAGAAGUGAAAACACCCUCAUGAUCAUCACAGACUGGAUGUAAAGAUGACAAGCAUCUGGUUUGCUCUUCUGGGCUUCUUGUGGACUGUUUAUUUGGCAGGUAGUAGUUCUGUACUGGACCCAUCUGAGCUUCAGCCCAACUUCAUUCAUCGGAGGUUACAUUCUCAAGAGAAAAGAGAGAUGCAGAAAGAGAUCCUGUCCAUACUGGGACUGAACCACAGACCCAGACCACAUCUGAACAACGGCAAAUAUAAUUCAGCACCCCUCUUCAUGCUGGAUCUGUACAACAGCAUGUCCACUGAAGAGAAGAGCGACGUGGAUCAGUACAGAUCACUGUUCACCACCACACGACCCACUUUAGCUUCACUAGAGUUUCUGCAUGACGCGGACAUGGUCAUGAGUUUUGUCAAUUUAGUUGAAAAUGAUAGAGAGCUUUCACCACAGAGAAGACACUAUAGAGAGUACAAAUUCAACCUGUCCCAGAUUCCAGAGGGAGAGGCCAUCACAGCAGCAGAAUUCAGGAUCUACAAGGAGUGUGUGACCAGGGCCUCCCGCAAUGAGACGUUCUUGCUUAGUGUGUUCCAAGUGGUUGGGGAACAUCCAGACAGGGAUGUCGACCUGUUUCUGCUGGAAUCUCGCAGGUUGUGGGCUGCUGAAGAAGGUUGGUUGGAGUUUGACAUUACAGCAUUAAGUAAUCUCUGGGUGACGAGUCCACUUCAUAACCUGGGUCUACAGAUCAGUGUGGAGACCAGCAGUGGUUGGAGCAUCAAUCCCAAGGAAGCUGGGUUAGUAGGUCGUUAUGGUGCUCUAGAGAGGCAGCCUUUCAUGGUGGCCUUUUUUAAAGUGAGUGAAGUCCGUGUCCGAACUGGCCGGUCAGUGGGCAAACGACGUCAGACGAACCGCAAUCGCUCCAACAGUCCACAGGAGACAUCAAACCGAUCAGCUCAAACAGGAGAUUACAACAGUGAUCAGAAGACCGCCUGCAGAAAGCAUGAACUGUACGUCAGUUUCAGAGAACUGGGCUGGCAGGACUGGAUUAUUGCACCUGAGGGUUAUGCAGCAAACUACUGCGAUGGAGAAUGCUCUUUUCCGCUAAAUGCCCAUAUGAAUGCUACUAAUCAUGCUAUAGUACAGACACUGGUCCAUCUAAUGAAUCCACAGAACGUUCCGAAGCCAUGCUGCGCUCCCACCAAACUGCAUGCAAUCUCCGUGCUCUACUAUGAUGACAACUCCAAUGUCAUUCUGAAAAAAUACAAGAACAUGGUGGUCCGCGCAUGUGGCUGCCACUAGCACAAGGGACACCUGCAAUCCUGCUCAAGUGCUGCACCACAGAGACAGAGACAAAUGUUUGUGAGGACUGACAAAACAAAAAAAGCAAUCAUUAUGAACAAAUUUGAGAGAAUGUCUUGACGGUGGAUCCAGGUUUGCUGCUUCUCAUCUAUACACACAUGGCUAUUUGAUGUGACAUUUCGGAUACCACAAACUGCCAAGAGGAUGUUCAUGUGAAUCUAUAACAGAAAAUGAACUUGAUGCCUUAAGUCUAAAACAAAGACACAUUAAAAAAAUGCAAAGUGUGAGAUAAAAUGCUGUUUAAAAAUGUCUCUUACCAAAUAUUUAAAGGGGUUGCAUCAUACACUAUAAUUUCAUUUUCUGUUACAAAACAGUCAAAUCAAUUCUUCAUGACUAUUUUCCACCCGCACUCUGAUGCUUGGAAUUAAAUGGGAUAUGUUUUUGCUGCUGUGCAUUUAGACGUUGUAUCUUUCUCAUGUUUUAAAAGGUCAGAACAAUUUAUUUUUUUAACCUUCAAGAAAUUCUUCCCUAAUAUAAAAAAAACCGAUUUGUGUUCUGAAAGUUACAUUAGCUCUUCUAUUUCAAAAUAAAUUUUGAUGAAGAUUUCAUACUUAUGAAAUACUUUGUCCCAAAGCACAGAAAUCAGAGCAGGGUAUUUCUACUGCUCUGUGUGUUUUUGAUGAAGUCAUUUAAACCCACAGGACUCUAUUUUGGGUCUCAAAAACUCAAAUUAUUUUAAGUUUCUCAAUAUUUGCUCUACCUGUGGUUUGCAUCAGUGAGUCAGAGUGAGUGGUUACACAUUUCAACAGAACUCAAAGAAUGGAACUAUUAUACUGCGGAACUUAUUUAAUGGCGUCCGACACCACAGAUCUAUAAUUUCCCUGCAACACCUGCACCUCAGAUGGCUUACAUCCAAAACUUCCCAUAAGACACGAGGACCUACAAAUAAUUUAAGAUUUUUCAGCAACAAAAUGGUGUUCUUUGCCAACGUUCUCACAGGGGCUGUAGAUUUUCCACCAUUCUAUGAUUUCAGCAGUUUAUCUUUUUUUUUCUCGUCUUCUUCACUGUGAGCAGCUGAAUGGUACAAAAUUCUCUCUGGACAGAGGAUAUAGAUAUAUCGAAUUGAUUAAUACUUUCAUUUUUUAAUACCAAUACUGGAACCAAAUAUUUUGGUUGUUUAUAGUUCUGGAACUUCAUUAUUCUUCCAGUAAUGUGAAGGGAACGCUUCAGAAAAUAUGUAAAUUUUAAUUCUGGACGUCCAUUUAUUUCACUGACACAGGAACCCAACAGACCGACAGGAUCAUACCAACCAACCAAACCUUGACUACCUGGUUCACACUGACAGGGGUCACAUCAUUAACUAGUAUUGGGUUGUACUAGGCUGCUAGUAGGCAUUUCUAAUCCACUGUAUUCAAAGUUCGCCCCAAAAAUUUAAUCUGAACAUAAAAAAAGCAAUAAACUUUUUUCCAAAUAUUGUCAUUUUUACAAUUCAUAUCCCUACUUAUGUCACAUAUUCCCCACAGACUGCUGUUUACAUGUAUCAACCGUAUGUGGAUGCUUGUGUGUACUUUGUAUGUACAUUUUACAGUUUAUUUAUUGUUCCUUUUAUGACUCCUAUACCACAGAGAUCAUAUAACAAGAGUAAAGAAAAAAAAUAAAAACUGCUAUUUUUGGAAAAACACAUUUUAUUAUGAAAUUUGUCACAAUGUGCCUUUUUUGUACAAAAACCCCCACGCAGUGAGUGUACCCCUCUCACACAGGACAAAAAUACUGCGUUUUUCACUGAGGUUGGCUGUGACCAUGUGCCUCGCAUAAAGACUUCACU